ACAACAUAUACACACACACACGUAGUUUCGCACCCUUAUCAUGACGAGAAAGGUGGUCGUUAGGGUUCCCAACAUGAACAACAACCCCAAGUGCCGUACCAAAGCCUUGACGAUCGCAGUUUCUGUUGCAAGGGUUGAGUCGGUGACUAUAAUGGAAGAGAAGAACGAGAUAGCGGUGACCGGCGAAGGGAUCGACGCUGUGACGCUGGCGUGCUUGUUGAGGAAAAAAGUGGGAUUUGCCGACGUCUUGAGCGUCGCCGAUGUUAAACCCGACAAGAAGACCGAACCUUCUAGCGACGGAAGUGGAGCAUUAGCGACGAGAAAUAAUAGUGGGCCGGCGAUUGAUUGGAGAGACGGUGCUAAUUGCUAUUAUAAUUAUGUGUAUGGUCAUCCACAUAAUUGCCCGUACCAUCACCCUUACUAAAUACGCACACAUAUACAGUUAUACAACUACCAAUAUAUAUAAGAAUUAAUCCGUAUAUAUAUAUAUGCUCCUAAUGAGGAUGCGCAAACCGCUUUUGCUAUCGAAUCGUGGAGUCGGAUUCAAAGCUCGCCAUAUCGAGAAUAUAUAGUCAAGCAGUGUACGUACAAAUUCGGUCCAUCUGUACGCCACGUAUUUUUCGUAUUCAUCGUCAGACGCGAGCUGUUGGAUGGUAAGUAAUUACUAGCUCAAAAAAUUGGCCUAUAGAUCCUCAGCUAUCAUAUGUACCGAAAGGUGAAUAAAAUCGUGAAUUGACUCUCGCGAAGCACAAUACUGAUCUUGCUCGCCUCUGUAAUAGCAUGAGAUUGCGGACCUGCCAUAUGAGUCAUGCAGCAUCACGAAGGGAGAGAGUUGUCCAGCAAUAUCUUGUGUAACUCUCCCCUAUCUCUAGGUAAUUUCUUAUCAUGGAUUUAUAGUGUGAUUAAGCAUUAUGUUUGUAAUUAAAUGAUGAACAUGAAUAAUGAUUGAGG
Linum tenue is the source of this 951-nucleotide messenger RNA. NCBI's taxonomy places the organism in Eukaryota, Viridiplantae, Streptophyta, Magnoliopsida, Malpighiales, Linaceae. The record is from the annotation of a GenBank genome assembly.